AUGUCUCAAAACCUCUCUAUACUCAUCGCAACAAACGACCCCUCCCUCAUCUCGAAGUUCGACAGCGACAAGAUCCCCAUCACCGCCACCCAACCCACCGACCUCACCACCCGCAACGACAUCGCCAUGACCCUAACCCUCUACAACUUCACCACCUCCCUCCCCGCCACCUCCCACCCCUCCUUCACCAUCCCCGCCUCCGCCCUCCCCGCCUUCAUAUCCGCCCUCUACAUGCCAACCCUCCACAUCUGGACCAUCCAAUCCACCCUCUCCAUCUCCCUCCCGGGCACGGAGGGGCGGGAGGCGGGAGAAUCCACCCUUUCCUGCCCCCUCCUCCACCCCCUCACCCACGCCCCCCUCGCCCCCACCUUCUUCGCCCUCCUCCCCUCCACCCUCUCCACCCUCCACCACCGCUACACGGGCGCCUACCCCGCCGCCGCCCACCUCGCCAAGCUGCAGAGCCUGCAACUCGGCGCCGUCGAGGCCGCGCAAACCGGCUCGUUCGCGCAGGCCGCCGAUCGCUACGCCAUGGCGCUGCGCUUCGCGCACGUCGUCUGGGAGUGCCACCUGGAAUCCGUCCGCGGGCUGGUGGGCGUGCUGUGGGCGCUAACGCUGGAGAUCUACGCGGAUCGGACGCAGGUCUUGUUGAAUAUCGCGAAUGCUGCCGCGGGGGACAAGGGGGGUUUUGAGCUGGCGCGGGAGAAUGCGGAGGAGGGGGUGGUGUGGUUGGAUGCGCGGGAGGGGGUUGGAGAUGGGGUUAUUGGGGGUGGGAAGGAGCGGGAGGGGGUGAGGAGGGGGAAGGCGAAGCUGAGUUUUCGCGCGGCGGUGGCGUGUCAGGGGGCGGGGGAUAAGGGGGCCGCGGUGGGGUAUUUGAGGGAGGCGAUCAGGUUGGAGCCGGAGAGUAGAGACGUGCUGCAGAAGAGAAUUGAGGAGGUGGGGGGUGGGGAGGGGGAAACGGGUGGGAGGGCCGCGGUGGUUUGGCGGCGGUAG
This is a messenger RNA of Mytilinidion resinicola, 990 nucleotides long. RefSeq lists its product as uncharacterized. NCBI's taxonomy places the organism in Eukaryota, Fungi, Ascomycota, Dothideomycetes, Mytilinidiales, Mytilinidiaceae. The coding region runs from base 1 to 990 and encodes 329 amino acids. Gene Ontology annotation, molecular function: protein binding. The transcript has a single exon. The record is from RefSeq and is a predicted model, not a curated record.